Prunus armeniaca (apricot) is the source of this 255-nucleotide messenger RNA. The record is from the annotation of a GenBank genome assembly. Lineage: Eukaryota; Viridiplantae; Streptophyta; Magnoliopsida; Rosales; Rosaceae.
AUGGGUCCGACCGUUGUGUUGAAUGAGACCCUACUCCUUGAUUCAAUGGCAUCAGAUUCGCCUUUGGAUUCCCCGAUGAGUCAAGACUCACCAAUCCAAAAAGAGCUUAGACCUAUUGGUCGAAAGGCGACGAAUGCGAAGAGAGGGAGUACUUCCGGCAAUGAUAUUGCAAAAAUUUUAGAGCAAAUUGCAAGGAACGGCACCAUGAGAAUUGAAUUAGACAUGAAAAAAGAUGCGGAUGAAAGAAGGCAAUGA